Messenger RNA from Symbiodinium pilosum, 669 nucleotides. Lineage: Eukaryota; Dinophyceae; Suessiales; Symbiodiniaceae. The record is from the annotation of a GenBank genome assembly.
AUGGGGUGCGGUGGGAGUGCAGGCAUGCGACCGCUCUCUGCGGAGGCGAAGACGAAGGUGGAAGAGCUUUUCGACAAGAUGGACAAGGAUGGCAGCGGCACGAUCACCAAAGAAGAAGCCCACAAGUUCUUCAGCAGCUUUGCGAAAGUCAAUGCCAAGGCUAUGUUUGAUGAGGUUGAUGACGACGGCAACGGUAGCAUCACCAAAAGUGAGUGGGUCGGGUUUUGGCAUCAGGUCCGAGCCGCCGGUUAUCCCAACACUCAGAUCCUCGAAGAGUUGGAGCUCAUGACUGAUGGAGGUGACUGGGUCAACUGGAAGGACGGAAAGGAUGUUGCCGCAAUGUCCCGUGACAAGACAGACUUUGUGAAGAGUGCCGAGGGGAAGGAGACCGCUGACGGCAAAGCCGAGCCCAAGGAAAACCAAGCUCAAGCAAGUGCGGGUGCCGAGGCUCCAGCUGACGCUUCAGCCGCAGCCGAGCCAGCAGAGGCUCCAGCCGAGACUGCCGCUGAGGCCCCUUCGGCCCCUCACGAGGCAGCCGCAGAGGCAGCACCUGCGGAAGCAGCGCCCGCGGAAGCUUCGCCCGCAGAAGCUGUGCCGGCGGAGGAUGCAAAGCAAGGUGAUGUGCAGCCAGAGACAACAGAGGAGAAGAAAGCUGAGCCAGAGCAGUAA